Molecule: messenger RNA, 1648 nt
Organism: Neurospora tetrasperma FGSC 2508
Lineage: Eukaryota; Fungi; Ascomycota; Sordariomycetes; Sordariales; Sordariaceae
Exons: 3
Coding region: 1-1506 (501 amino acids)
Cellular component (GO): mitochondrion
Molecular function (GO): alcohol dehydrogenase (NAD+) activity; metal ion binding
Source: RefSeq, a predicted model, not a curated record
AUGAGCGCAGCUAUCCGUGUUGUGCCCAGUAGGGCAGCCAGAGCAGUCAACUUGCUCAAGACAGUUCAAUACACCCAUCCUCCAUCAUGUCCAUGCCACUCCAACCCAGGCUAUCACCAAAACCAGACCCGGUCAACGGUGUCCCGAUACAAUGACAGGACCUCCCGGCGUAACUAUGCCACACCCCAAGACACCUCCCAACUGAAGGAGUACGCCUUUGAAAUGGCCGCCUCCUCCAUCCGCUUCGGCCCUGGCGUCACGCAAGAAGUCGGCAUGGACAUUGCCAACCUCAACCCCUCCGGCACCGUCGCCGUUAUCACUGACUCAACCGUCGAGAAGCUCGACGCUAUGCGCCAAGUCCGCGAGUCUCUCGACCGGGAAGGCAUCAAGUACAAGAUCUUUAAUAAAGUCAAGGUCGAACCCAAGGACUACUCCGUCAAGGAAGCCAUCGACUGGGCCCGCACCACCGGCGACUACUCGGUCUACCUGGCCGUCGGCGGCGGCUCCGUCAUUGAUACCGCCAAGCUUAUGAACCUAUACUCGGUCUACAAGGACGCCGACUUUAUGGAUUUUGUCAACGCCCCCCUGGGUAAGGGACGUCCCGUGGACCGAAAACUCCACCCGCUCAUUGCUGUCCCGACCACCGCGGGCACAGGCAGUGAGACCACCGGCACGGCCAUUUUUGACUUGGUAGCCAAGAAAUCCAAGACGGGUAUCGCCCACCGCAACCUCAAGCCCUACCUGGGAAUAUGUGAUCCGCUGAACACGCGGACGAUGCCGAGUGCUGUGAAGGCUAGUUCGGGGUUGGAUGUACUUUGUCAUGCGUUGGAAAGUUACACGGCUAUUCCAUUCAACGAGCGGACGCCGAGACCAACAAAUCCGAUUCUCAGACCGGCGUAUCAGGGCGCUAAUCCCAUUAGUGAUAUUUUCUCACUAAACGCGCUGAGGCAGACGGUAAAGUAUUUGCCAAGGAGCGUAAAGGAUCCGGAGGAUGUUGAGGCACAGACCGAGAUGUUGCUGGCGGCAACGUUGGCAGGUGUGGGAUUUGGUAAUGCUGGUGUGCAUUUGUGUCACGGCAUGUCCUACCCCAUCUCCUCCCAAAACAUUGCCUCCUACAAACACGCCGGCUACGACGUCCCGCACCCCAUUAUCCCACACGGCGUCUCCGUGGCCGUGACAGCGCCCGCGGUCUUCAAAUUUACAGCUGCUUCAAAUCCGGACAGACACCUUGCUGCCGCCGAAGCCUUUGGGGUGGAUAUCUCCAACGUCAAGCGCGAGAGCGCUGGCGAGGUUUUGGCAGAGGCCAUCGCCAAGUUCCUGGCUAACUUGGGAGAUCAACCCGCUGGUCUGAAGGCUUUGGGCUUCGGAAGGGAACAUGUCGAGCAGCUGGUCGAGGGAACGAUUCCCCAGGCAAGAGUCUUGAUGUUGGCCCCAGGACUGGCGAAGGAGUUGCAGGCAGAGAGGGAGCAGUUGGGACGGUUGUUUGAGGAUGCGUUGGAACAUUAAUUAUGGGUGUCUGGUGAGGCAGAGGUGGUGCCUACCUCUAUGGAUAAUGGGGGAUGGUGUAGGUUGGGUUGAUAUAUCGGGGUUAGGUUGUUAGGUAGAGGUAUGCUGGUAGAUGCAGACUGCAUGAAUCGAUGCAGAUAUC